Molecule: messenger RNA, 702 nt
Organism: Penicillium macrosclerotiorum
Lineage: Eukaryota; Fungi; Ascomycota; Eurotiomycetes; Eurotiales; Aspergillaceae
Product: NAD(P)-binding protein
Exons: 3
Source: RefSeq, a predicted model, not a curated record
AACCUCGGAGCGGGAUCUGCGCGGGAGCUGGUUGGGGCGGGAGCCCAUCUGGCCCUGCAUUACAACUCGACCAGGAGCAAAAAACACGCCAAUGAGCUGGCGGCUGAGCUGAAACAACAAUAUACGACCCGGGAACUCGCUUUCUACCAAGGGGAGUUGAUUUCCCCGGCCGCCGUGGACCAUUUGUUCCACUCGGUGCUCAAGGAGUUUGGGGGGAUUGACAUCUUGGUCAACACCGUUGGCAAGGUGCUGAAGAAGCCGAUCACUAGGAUUUCGGAGGAAGAGCAUGAUUCGAUGAUCAACUCCAAGGCUGCCUUUUUCAUCCUCAAGGCGGCUGCGGCUCACAUCAACAACGACGGGAAGAUAAUCAACAUAGUUACAGCGCUGCUGGGCGCAUUUACCGGUUUCUGUACCACCUAUGCCGGAUCGAAGGCUCCCGUGGAACACUUCACCCGAGGAGUCUGCAAGGAAUUGCAGGCGCGACGGGUCAGUGUGAACAAUGUGGCCCCGGGCCCAAUGGACACACCGUUCUUCUACCCCCAGGAAUCUCCCGAGGCGGUCGAAUUUCACAAGAGCAAUGGCAUGGGCAAUCGAUUGACAAUGGUUCAGGACAUCGCUCCCCUGAUCCGAUUUCUAUGCACUGAAGGUGCCUGGAUUGCCGGUCAGACAAUCUUUGCGAACGGCGGAUAUACGGCUCGGUAA